CUCUCAGCCAAUCAGAAGCCUUAGCUCGACAUCGCGGAAGCUUUGGCGUCGAUGUCGUGAUCGCUCCUAGACUCAACGCCAGACGCCUAAGGAGCUUCUAAGGCGCGUGCUCAAUGCAAUUUGGCUCGUUUUCUGCUGUUUCUGUGAGCGAUGGUCCGAGGGGACUGGCCUGGUAGACUGAACGGGGGCCUGCUCUGUUUGCCAUCAUUGGUUUUUUCGCCCGGGAGGAGAAUUAGUCAGGGCGGGCUUGGUAAAGAAAGGCCACAGAUUCCCCCGGAAUCCCUCCUUUCAUAUCAAAAGAGUGCUCCCCCAGGUUUCUCAGUAAUAAUAAAAAAGCCUUCUUUCUUUCUCUGCUCCCAUAGUCUCUUCAAACCGCAUCCCUCUCGGCUCAGUGACGCACACUCUUCUCAUUGAGAACCUAGUCCUGAAAAGUAUCAGCCACUUGCAUCUCUGCGUUGCAUUGUUUCCUCUGAAUACAAUCUGGUCGUCAAGCAAA
Molecule: messenger RNA, 496 nt
Organism: Trichoderma asperellum CBS 433.97
Lineage: Eukaryota; Fungi; Ascomycota; Sordariomycetes; Hypocreales; Hypocreaceae
Source: RefSeq, a predicted model, not a curated record